Linum tenue is the source of this 168-nucleotide messenger RNA. The record is from the annotation of a GenBank genome assembly. NCBI's taxonomy places the organism in Eukaryota, Viridiplantae, Streptophyta, Magnoliopsida, Malpighiales, Linaceae.
AUGGGAAGAUGCGAGGGAGCCUUCACCUGCAACCUUGGAGUCUGCUCGAUAACAAGAGCCGAGCUGAAGGGUGCAGCCGAGGGUUUGGAACUUGCCUGGCACAAAGGGUACAGGAAAGUUGAGUUGAACUUGGACUCUUCAACUACCAUUAACAUCAUCAAGACAUAG